GUCGAAAAGUUUGUUUAUAAAUAACAAUAAGGUACAAUUAAUUAAAACGGUCAAUGAUUCUGUAAUAAAAAUGAAUGGAUUUGCAACAUUAAAGGAAAUCAGCGAUACGUUCAAAGAACAAUUGCAUACAGAAUCUGCAGAACUAUUUACUGCGACCGGAAAUCAUUGUUACGAAGAUGGGAUUACCAAGAAAUUGAAAGACAUAACUUUUGCUACUUCGAAAUUGAGAUUAUUAAAAGCAAAACCAUUAGCUUCCUCUGAAGAAAUAAUUGUAAAUAAAGACAAAAGCAACAUUAUCAAGGACUAUGAAGAUGCGGCAAUAUCAUCACUAAUUGAAAAGGAAGUUAUAAAAUCUUUGACACAAACAAAUGCAGUAAAAAAUCUAUUGAUUUCAUCAGACCGGAGUCUUGAUCAAGAUAUGUUGGAAAGAAAAUGGAAAAUCAAAGAGAUAUUAACAAAAUUUGCCCAAUUAGAAACACAAGAUAUGCAAUUACAAACAGUACUAAAGGAAAAACAGGACACACUUGAAAUGUUAAGGUCAGAGUGGGUUUCGGAAAUGGCAACAUUGAAAGACAUGAAGAAAUCUAAUGGAGGAGUUGAUAGAGAUUUAACAAAAGAUGGACCCGCAUAUCAGAAACUAAAUAUGUUGGUAGAGAAAAUGGAACUAAUGCGUUGGAUGAUAUCAAAAUUAGUUACCGCCAGGACUGGGAACUACGACUGGCUAGCGGACCCUGACAGAAGAUUUAAAGCACUAGAAAUGUCUAGACAAGAAAUAUCAUUUGAUGAAUUUAUUAAUGACUAGCUGUUGCAAGACUUCGUCUAAGUGAAAUAAAAAAAAACAUAGCCUAUGUUAUUCAGU
This is a messenger RNA of Papilio polytes (common Mormon), 859 nucleotides long. RefSeq lists its product as uncharacterized. The coding region runs from base 71 to 802 and encodes 243 amino acids. The record is from RefSeq and is a predicted model, not a curated record. The transcript has 4 exons. Lineage: Eukaryota; Metazoa; Arthropoda; Insecta; Lepidoptera; Papilionidae.